GCCGGAACUUCCGGUCCCACCCACAUUCUCGUGUCGCUUCCGGGUGGCCACUCAAGAUUCAUCCAGCCAGCCGUCGUUAUCUUAACGCUGUAAACAAAAGUUACUCAACGGUUUAGCUUCCGCAACACGUUUAACAAGACAUGCAUAUCAAGACAGGUACAUGGGAAGCUAGCAACACCGUGUGUGAGUCCGAUACCCUGUGUGAUCCAGCCGUCCUCGUUGCAGCCACCAACUCAGAGCCACACAUUCGCAACCGUCGCCUGUCUCCUGGCUCGGGUAACUGCGGAGGUGGUGGGGGUGGAAGCUGCAUCUCUGGCAGUGACCAACAGCCCCGGCAGCUUUCACCUGAAGGCGACCUGAUCGUCCCCGGCCACACGCACACCUUCAGCUACCGCAGGGACCGAGACCGCAAGGGCCACCAGCACAAAGGCCGCAGCCUUCGCAGGGAAAGUCAGAAGGCGGCCAGCCGAGCCAGCGAGCGGCCACAGAAGGUUCACCAAAAGGACAGGUGGGUGGAGGACAGUCUGUCGCUGCUCAAGCCCCCGCCUGCCUUCCCCGUGCAGGACAGCCCCGCCAAGCUGCAGCCGGCCGUCAGCUACGCCUCCAAGGUGAAGGCGGGAGCAGCAAGCGGAGGGCUGGAGGAGGAGCGCCCUGCCAUCGGUGUGCUGCUACAGAACCAGUGGGGUCUCAGUUUCAUCAGCGAGGCGAGGCCCGUCACAGAGGGCCCCGGCCCUCGCCCCGCUGCCAACGCCCUCCCUCCUCAGCCUACAGAUGCUCAACAGGCAGCAGAGCUACAGUUUGAGUCAGUUGUCACGCUCCAGCCUCCAGGAGAAACGCCUACCGCUGCCUCCGUCACCCCUGCCGCACGCCCAGAGGGGGACGAGAGCAACGGGAAACUGCUGCUUAGUUGUCGGCAUCUAGUGGAGGCUUUGAACUAUCACAGUAGAGAGUGGAAUGCCAUCUGUAACAAACAGAAAAAAGUUCCCAAAAAGGUUGUCUGGUACAAGGAAGCCCAGGAGCACCCAGCCUAGCAGUGUGAGAAACCCAAAGCAUAUAUAAAACACACAUGCAACACAUACAUGCACAUUAAAACACAUUAAGAUGGACAAAUGUAUGAGUCCCGCUCUCACACACUGCACUCAGGAUGAUGUCUUCACACAAAGCCACACUGAGACACUUUGGACUAACUCCCUUGAGAUCUUACUGCAAUGGACUUUUUUAACGCCUUACAGGAAGCCUGCCUUAAUUAAUCAGACCUGUUUUCAUCGCCUCUCAUUACCAUUUUUAUCUUGUAUGUGUAGAGCUGGUCUUUUU
This is a messenger RNA of Etheostoma cragini (Arkansas darter), 1314 nucleotides long. RefSeq lists its product as uncharacterized. The transcript has 4 exons. Gene Ontology annotation, cellular component: nucleoplasm; cytoplasmic stress granule. The coding region runs from base 141 to 1031 and encodes 296 amino acids. The record is from RefSeq and is a predicted model, not a curated record. NCBI's taxonomy places the organism in Eukaryota, Metazoa, Chordata, Actinopteri, Perciformes, Percidae. Gene Ontology annotation, molecular function: RNA binding.